Vittaforma corneae ATCC 50505 is the source of this 1725-nucleotide messenger RNA. RefSeq lists its product as uncharacterized. The record is from RefSeq and is a predicted model, not a curated record. Gene Ontology annotation, molecular function: ABC-type transporter activity; ATP binding; ATP hydrolysis activity. Gene Ontology annotation, cellular component: membrane. The transcript has a single exon. Gene Ontology annotation, biological process: transmembrane transport. The coding region runs from base 1 to 1725 and encodes 574 amino acids. Lineage: Eukaryota; Fungi; Microsporidia; Nosematidae.
AUGUAUCAGCCAACAAUACGUGAAUUUGCUUCUCUCUUUAAGAAAGUAUUCACUGAGAUAAUCCUGAAGUAUAGGUAUGUUACGGCCACUGCUGUUGUAUUUUCCAUACUAGCGUUUAUUUCAACGUAUUUUUUCACAAAAAUAGCUGAAGCUUCUUCGAUAUUGCUCGACAAGUCUAGCACCAUCCCUUUUGAAACUAGGCUGGCAAGUUUAACGAAAACAACGCUAAUUGCUGUGUCUUUGAGGUAUAUCCCAGUUGCUAUCUUCACAUUUCUCGUCCAGCUAAUUUCCAGAGACAAGUUCGUUGAGGAUCUUGAAAGAUAUAUGAACCUUAAAUACACAAAAUUUCACAGGAAAACACCGGGAGAGAUUAGAUUCACAAUAUUCCUUAGAUCCCUUUCAUAUCCUAUCUGUGCGCAAAUAGUAAUAUUCGAUUUUGUGACAAUCAUCGGGACAACACUUUUUACAUUCAUAAAAGCAUACAACGACAUCAAUUUCUAUGCUGCAUGCAUAUUCCCUUUAUUUCCUGUUUUAUACGGCAUUGCCACUCUGAUUUUUCUUAAGUACAGACUGAUGUACAACACCCGUAAUUUGGAGGAGCAGGAAAAAACAUCGGCACGUAUCUACGACAAGCUCUCAAACUAUGAUGUUAUUAAAACAUAUAACCUCGAAGCAGAGGAAAUUUUAUCUUUCCGAAAAAGUCUAAAAGAUCAAGCUGAUUGCCAACUACAGUCCGAUAUAUUCUUUGCAAAGGGAAAGUAUGUUAUCCGGUUCAUAACAAUGCUUCCGUAUGUUAUACUUGGGCUUUUUUCAUUCAUUUCUCCUAGUACAAUGAAUGGAAAGAUUCUUUUCCAGGCCAUUCUUCUUUUCUCGUCGUUAUCACUGCAAAUUAAAAAAAUGGGCAUUCAAAUUUCAAGACUAGCCAAUUUGUUAAAUCAAAUACGAUUUGAUAGCAUCGAGGAAGAUCCUCCAAAGAUCACCAGCAGGCAGAAGUCAACAUUUAAAAGCACGAUCAGGUUUGUUGGGGUUAAUUUAUAUCACGGCGAGACCUGUAUCGUGGAGGAUAUCAAUAUAACCAUAAGAAAAGGAGAACGGAUAGCAGUUGUGGGAAAUAAUGGCACUGGAAAAAGCACAUUCAUUAAAUCCAUUCUUGGAUUUACGGAAUAUACCGGGGAUAUUCUGAUUGAUGAUAUUAGCCUGAAAGAUCUUCCCAAUAGAUCGAUUUUCAGUCUUAUUUCAUAUAUCCCCCAAGAUGAUUUUACAUCAGAUGACACAGUGCUGAAUAAUUUGAAAUUGGGAAACAAGGCUGCAAGCAGGGAGCAUAUUGAAAGUAAAGCAAGACUAUUUGAGGCGCAUGAUGCCUUUGUUGGUCUUGAUAAUGGAUAUGAUACUGAAGCAGGAAUAAAAGGUAACAGAUUGAGUGGCGGGCAGAAACAAAAGAUCUCAAUAGUUAGGGCGGCAGUGAAGGAUGCCCCAAUAUUUAUAUUUGAUGAGGCAACUGCUGCAAUAGAUAAAGGAUACGAAAAGACGGUUAUGGAAAUACUUCUAAGCAAGAUGAAAGAAAAGACCGUUUUAAUGAUUAUUCAUCAAAAAGAUUAUCUUGAAAGCUUCGAUAAGAUUAUAUUUCUGACCGACGGAAGGGUUGAAGCCUGUGAAGAAUACCACAGCUUGAUUGCAAGUAACGAGAAGUUUAAAGAGUUUAUUGGAGCUACAGCUAAGGAGUAA